AUGGGGAAACGUUUCCUCCACCAGCUACUCGCCGUCGUCCUUGCACUCUUCGUCUCGCCGGCGAGAUCGGGCGACUGGCUUCCGGCCACGGCCACGUUCUACGGCGGCGCUAAUGGCUCCGACACAAUGGGUGGCGCAUGCGGGUACAGCGAUCUGUACGAGCAGGGCUACGGCAUCAACAACGCGGCGCUGAACACGGCGCUCUUCAACGACGGCGCGUCGUGUGGACAGUGCUACGUCAUCAUCUGCGACAGCAGCAAGACCGGGUGGUGCAAGCCCGGCAACAACUGGGUCGUUGUCUAUGCCACCAACUUCUGCCCGCCCAACUGGGACCUCCCCGCCGGCGGGGAGCUCCCUGCCGCCGGCUGCGCCGGCAUCAUCCCCGUCCUCUACCAGCGGGUCAAGUGCUGGAAGAGCGGCGGCGUGCGAUUCACCAUCGCCGGCUUCAACGGCUUCUACAUGGUGCUCAUCACCAACGUCGUCGGUAGCGGCUCCAUCCAGAGCAUGGCGAUGAAGGGCAGCAACACGGACUGGAUCCCCAUGUACAGGAACUGGGGCGCCAACUGGCACUGCCUCUCCGGCGGGCUCGUCGGCCAGGGCCUCAGCUUCGCGCUCGUCUCCAUCGGCGGCCAGAACCUCGUCUUCAAGGACGUCGUGCCGGAGUGGUGGCAGUUCGAACAAACCUUCACCACCUACCAGAAUUUCGACGACUAA
Miscanthus lutarioriparius is the source of this 714-nucleotide messenger RNA. Lineage: Eukaryota; Viridiplantae; Streptophyta; Magnoliopsida; Poales; Poaceae. The record is from the annotation of a GenBank genome assembly.